Molecule: messenger RNA, 2073 nt
Organism: Electrophorus electricus (electric eel)
Lineage: Eukaryota; Metazoa; Chordata; Actinopteri; Gymnotiformes; Gymnotidae
Gene: aspscr1
Product: ASPSCR1 tether for SLC2A4, UBX domain containing
Biological process (GO): intracellular protein transport; glucose homeostasis; signal transduction
Cellular component (GO): cytoplasm; vesicle membrane; nucleus
Molecular function (GO): protein binding
Source: RefSeq, a predicted model, not a curated record
UUUGCAAUGGCAGCCAGCAGCACAACAGUGUCAGUUCUCACUCCAAAUGGACGAAGGCAAACCGUAAAAGUGUCUCCAAACACACCAUUGCUUCAGGUCCUCGAAGAAGUCUGUAAGAAGCAUGGAUUUAAUCCAGAUGACCACGGACUAAAGUUUCAGAGGAAUGUGCUGGAUCUGACAAUGCAGUGGAGGUUUGCCAGCCUGCCAAAUAAUGCCAAGUUGGAGGUGGUGCCAUGCACCCGUCAGCGGGCUGGGGCAGAGAGCAUGGUCCGAAUUGCGCUGCAGUUGGAGGAUGGAUCUCGUCUCCAGGGUUCCUUCUCUAGUGGACAGAACCUGUGGGAACUCCUCGACCACUUUCCUCAGAGCAGGCUGUCGGAGCUCCAGGAGCCGGUCCAGGGUCCAGGACCUACGCCAGUCUGUGUGUACAUGAGAGAUGAGAUCAGCGGAGAGGAAGCUCUUAAGACGACCACCCUGAGGUCUCUCGGCCUGACUGGAGGCAGUGCCAUACUGAGGUAUGUACUGAAACGGAGUACCUCUCUUGGGCUGGGUGAGCCCAUGGAGACAGCUGCCACGCCCACUGAUGUGGUUCCUGCAGGGUCUGUCUCCCAGAUGUCUCCUCAGCACCUUGAGAUGCCCAGUGGGACUUCGAUGGCUGCAAACACCACGCUCCCCGAUAGGCCAUCCGAGCCGACGCCUGCCCCAGUACCCAUGGAAACCCCUAGUCCGCCCCCCCAAAGCGCUGAAGCUGCGGCCCACGCAUCCCAAGCCCUUCUUGUUGAACGGGAAGAGGCGGAGCGUUCUCAGGAGGAACAGCAAGUCGUGCGGCCCAAAACCAGGCAGGCUGGUAGCCGUGGACAACAAGAACCCAGGCCGGAACCUCGGUCGGAUGAGGAGCGACCAGGGCCAUCUCAGGAACACCACACCCACUUAGCCACGCCGUCUAACUUCGUGCCCUUCUCUGGUGGCGGGCAGCGUCUGGGAGGACCUGGGGAAGGUGUGACAGCGGAGCGCCCUUCAUCCUCACCAUCAUCCAUUUCAAGCAGUCCGCCGAAAGCCAAGAAGGCCAAAGCCAGCCAUGAAGCCCAGAGUUCGGCAAGUUCUAAAUGCGGAGCAAGGGAUUUAGAGGAAGGCGAGGAAUAUCUGGAGCCAGUGGAGAGGGAACCACUCAUCUAUCACCUGGACACGGCCACUCGUCGCCGUGACAACAACGAGGAGCUCACAGAUGAGUUCUUCGAGGUGACCGUGGAUGACGUGAGGAAGAGGUUUGCGCAGCUGAAGAGUGAGAGGAGGGCAUUGGAGGAGGCCCCUCUGAUGACUCAGGCUCUGAGGGAGGCUCAGAUGAAAGAGAAAAUGGACAGGUAUCCCAAGGUGGUCCUGAGAGUUCAGUUUCCUGACAGACGUGUCCUCCAGGGCUUUUUCCGACCGCUGGAGACAGUUGCAGCACUGAGACAGUUUGUCAAGAGCCAUCUACAGGAUCCUGAUCUUCAAUUCUACCUGUUCAUUGCUCCUCCUAAGACCAUCCUGGACAACCCCAACACUACUCUGUUUGAGGCCAGCCUCUUCCCCGCUGCCCUUGUGUACUUUGGCUCGGACGUGAAGACAGAGUGCUACCUGCGUGGCAGUCUCGUGGACAGCUGUGUCUCCGCCCUUCAGGCUGAUGAGCUCAUUGCUGGCUCCAUUCCCCGGUCUUCUUCAGCUCCCUCCUCCAGCUCCUUCCCUCCUGAACACUCUCUCCCAGGGGACACCGAGUCUGCCGAAUCCCCUGGCAACCUGCAGGACCCGGAGGAACCCGGAGGAACCCUCGAACCCACACCUACCAACCCUGCCAAGCUACCCAAAUGGUUGAAGCUGCCAGGUAAGAAGUAACGCCACUCGUGGACUCUGACGUCUCUGAAGAGGAACGAGGAAAAGCUUCAUCCACAGCAGAACCCGCAACCCCCCAGAUGAUGCUCAAGUAUACAGACAAUGUGUCCGAAUCACACUGAUCCCAGUGCAAACACAGGCAACUGCAUAGUUUUGCAAUGAAUGGUGAGAUUCUUUGAUAAUUAAAGCUGACAUGUCGGUUGCAAUCGC